GUAUUGUGUCUGGAGAGAUACUAUCAGUCAACAUGCCUGAACAAACCAAAGUAGCGAAGAAAGGCUCUAAGAAAGCCGUGACCAAGUCCACCGGUAAAGGAACCAAGAAAAGGAGAAGGGGAAGGAGGGAGAGCUACGCCAUCUACGUCUACAAAGUCCUGAAGCAGGUCCAUCCUGACACCGGCAUCUCCUCCAAAGCCAUGAGCAUCAUGAACUCGUUCGUCACUGACAUCUUUGAGCGGAUCGCCGGUGAAGCCUCCCGUCUGGCUCUGUACAACAAACGCUCCACCAUCUCAUCCAGGGAGAUCCAGACCGCCGUCCGCCUCCUACUGCCUGGGGAGCUGGCCAAACACGCCGUGUCUGAGGGCACCAAGGCCGUGACCAAGUACACCAGCUCCAAGUAAAUCUGCGGCUUUCCGCAAUAACAUAAAGGCCCUUUUCAGGGCCACACACCGCCUCAUAAGAACGACUUCCACAUCA
Molecule: messenger RNA, 480 nt
Organism: Sphaeramia orbicularis (orbiculate cardinalfish)
Lineage: Eukaryota; Metazoa; Chordata; Actinopteri; Kurtiformes; Apogonidae
Product: histone H2B 1/2-like
Exons: 1
Coding region: 33-404 (123 amino acids)
Cellular component (GO): nucleosome
Molecular function (GO): DNA binding; structural constituent of chromatin; protein heterodimerization activity
Source: RefSeq, a predicted model, not a curated record